Molecule: messenger RNA, 1747 nt
Organism: Tupaia belangeri chinensis (Chinese tree shrew)
Lineage: Eukaryota; Metazoa; Chordata; Mammalia; Scandentia; Tupaiidae
Product: coiled-coil domain-containing protein 30-like
Exons: 7
Coding region: 1035-1541 (168 amino acids)
Source: RefSeq, a predicted model, not a curated record
CUAUGACUCCCGGGGCUCUGCAGGCACCAGCCGCUUGCAGCUGAGGGCGCGGAGCCGAGCGACCCCGGGCCUUCCCCUCACCCUUCAGGAGAAAUUCUCCAUGCCGGUGCCGGGUUCCCACCUCAGCCCCGAGGAGGAAAGCCCCGGCUCCCCUCUUUUCCUGCUCACCAGGUCUUUUGGGUUAGCCAGCAUGUCCAGAUAUUAAAGAGGAGAGCCCCUCCUGGCCCUGGCCUCGCGCGGCCGGGGCUGCAGUGGUUCUGCCCGAAAGAUAAGCGGGUUUCUCCCCGACCCACCUGCCGCGGGCAUUUAUCGCAGGCUGCCCCCCUUAGAGCGCGCGCAGAACCCUCUCCUUGAGGUAGGUGGGCAUUCCUUGCCCCAUGCAGGCCUGGACAGACGACUGCGCCCUAAGGUGCGGGCCACGCCAAGGUCCACGGAGGCACUGCCGUCCCCCACUUGCCCGCCCGUGAACAAAAGAGCUGCUGUUUUCUGCGGUAUUGGCCGAUGUUCGUCGUGCAGAGCCUUGAAUCCUGAUGAAGCUUUGGAGGCCUUUUGUACCCUCGGCAUCAGAGGUCAAGUCAGUUACCCUCUGCCUUUCAAGCCUUUCUGAUCUCAUCCACUUCGCUCAUCGCUCCGACCUCCAGUGUUCUCAUCCUGCUCAUUCCACAGCCAUUCUCACCUUUCCCUUCCACCCUGCACAUUAUCGAAUGUCCUUUCGUCUCCACCAUCUCUGAUUUCCUGCUGCAAUGCUUUGCGUAGCUAAGUAUUUCACAUUGUCCAGCUCUGGAAUCACUGGGGACACUUUCUUGAUUUCUCUGUACUAUGGCAAACUUUCUGGCUUGGGUACACGAGAGACUAGAAUGGAAACGUGCCCAUUGAACUUUAAUUAGAAGACAUAAUUCAUCAUCCUGAGAAAGAAGGAAUUGACCUCUUGCUACCGUGGAAGAACUUCUCCCUUUGACUUAUGGUUAUUCCAGCCUUGUGAAGACAGACUGAGGAUCGCUACCAGAAAUGCCAAAGAGCUUAGAGUGAAGCACAUGGAAGAAACGAAGGAAUCUCAUAAUAAAGACCUGGAAAAAGAUGAAACAUCACGACACUGCCUAGAGAGAAGUGUGGAACAAGUAACCAAGAGGUUAGAGAUGGCCCAUGAAGAGAUCCGAAGGCUCAUGGACCAACUGCAAAUGAAGGAGAAAGAACAGUGUAAACUAGAUUCUGCGCUUGAGAAAGCUCAACUAGAAACUGAGAAACUAAAAGAAAAUUUGAUAAAGCUGAAAGAAAAUGAUAAAAUUGACCUCCGGAAAGCAAAGGAACGUAAUCAGAGACUAGAUGAGGAAAUUCUGGCUUUAAGAAAUCGAGUCCGAUUACUUGACUCGGAAAAAAAAGUGCUUGAAGAAAAGGUUGAGAGACUUAGAGGAGAGAUGUGUGAAUCUCAAGAGAGUAAGCAACUCCGAAACCACUCCCCUAGAAGAACUGUAGGUGCGGAACAGAAAGUACAGAACUCGAUUUAUCAGCAAUAUAGGAAGACAGAAGAGAAACCAGUAUGAAAGGUCAAGAGACAAUUAAAAUACAAGAUUUAAAUGAGGUAAGAAAUGAAAAGACCAUUUUCAGUUACAUUUUCUAAUACAAGUGAGCAUCCCAUAAGGAUGCUCAAGAAUAUUACUGGAAACAGGAGAAAGAACACAUCCAAGAAUGGUCGGUCUGUACCUUAUGAUUGUGAUCAGUUUGUUACAGAGAGGGCUUCUCAGGAGUC